Molecule: messenger RNA, 4311 nt
Organism: Puntigrus tetrazona (Sumatra barb)
Lineage: Eukaryota; Metazoa; Chordata; Actinopteri; Cypriniformes; Cyprinidae
Gene: b3gnt2a
Product: UDP-GlcNAc:betaGal beta-1,3-N-acetylglucosaminyltransferase 2a
Exons: 3
Coding region: 1507-3009 (500 amino acids)
Cellular component (GO): membrane
Molecular function (GO): hexosyltransferase activity
Source: RefSeq, a predicted model, not a curated record
ACUGUUUUUGUUAUACGUGUAAUUUUAAGUGUAUUUAUUUUUAAAACUACGUUUGUGAUAAUAAAUAGGAACGAUAAUGCUAAAUUCGAAAUGGAAAAUAAAAUGACUUUAAUGUGAUUUCCUCUCCAAGGUGACAGGACAGAUUUUUUUUUUUUUAGAAAUAUUUUUAACGCAUUUUUAAAGCAGCACGCAUAUGAUUGCUUUUAUUUUUACGUUCAAUAUGUAAUUUUAUCUUUAUUAAUUUAUUUUAAAAAACUAUAAUUGCAAUAAUAUAUAACAACAAUAAAAUUAUCAAUUAGCCAAUGAUUGCACGGCAUGCCCUGACUUUUGUAGUAGAUGCUAUUUUGUACCCCUUUGUGGUUUAUUUUCCUCUCCUGUACAGUGUUUAGUUUACGUCUGUGUCUGGAGACUGCAUUCACUAAUGAAUUGGGACGCGUUUAUCGUAGACCAAACACAGGAGCUCGACAGAGGGCUUUCCGUUCCGUCGUUUGUAGCGAACGUUUGGUUUAGCCGUGAUAAAAGCUGGUGUAUGACUUAUUAAUUAUUCAGACGAGAAGACAAUGGUUGUGACUGCGGCCUUUGAAAAGUAUCGUAUGGGGUUGCUAGUGAUGAUCUUCUACGCUGCGUUUAUGUGGAUGUGCUGCGUCCAAAUAAUGAGCCGUUUGUUGGUUUAAGUAGUCUGAUACUGACAGAACCGACUGUUAAUGCUGGGGUCCUCGGGUUAUUGUUCUGAAUAGAAUAGAAUGGAACAGAAUAGAAUAUUGUUAGAAAAAUAUUUUUACUGUUAGUAAAAAAAAAAAAGUGCAGUUCGCUGGAAAAAUACUACUAUUAGAAAAUUAUAUCUUGUUUUAUACUAAAAGGAUGCAUACUAUAAUAAUGGAAAAAAUACCAAUAAAUAAAUACUACAUAAGUGCAGUAAUAUUUUUGGUGUUCCAUUGCUUUUAGGCAGCAAAUGCGCUUCCGCAUACUAAAAAAUGCAGUCAAUCGAUUUUUAAUGGCUGAAAAAUCGAUAUAAAUAGCAGAAAAAAUAUUCUUAAAAGACUUAUAGGGCUUAUGGCGUGGGCUUAAGUGUUUUUAAGCAUAUAAUGCUAAUGCAUCAUUUGCUCGCAAAGUGAAUAAAAUGGGUUUGUUACCCGGUUUUAAGCCUUAAUCCGAAUUCAAAUUACACCUCAAACACGAACUGCAGAAAAAAAAGUGUAUUUUUAAGGAGGUGGUGGUAUUUGCCGAACGACAAGGAACCCCUCUCCACCCCAAAGCUAUCAGAGGUGCCCGACAUGAUUUGCGAGCGCUGUAUAUAGUUACGAGCGUAUCAGACGUCCUCACAAGUGUGCUUCGCCCGUGUGUCUGUGAGGAGAUUAUACAAAAUUGGCCCCGGCGCGCAUCGUUAAGCCUGUAGGAGGGCGUGCGCGCGCGCGCGCGUCCGUCGGGAGGGAGGCGCUCGCGCAGACGGAGACCGUGACCCGAGUCGAGCGCACGCGGCGCCUUCAUCUGCGCUACUCGCUUUAAAUGGGACUUCAGGAAUUAACAACGGAAAAACAAACAAACAACAACAGUUCCGUUCCGUUCGACGGACUGAGGAGAAAUGUUAUGUCUGUGAAGAAGCAACUGUCGGGGACCGCCGUUAAACAGGUUCAUCCCUUACUGUUCAGGUACAGUUACAGGAGGAGGAACCCCGGAUGCUUCAUCCCGGACUCACUCAUGGAUCUCACUCUAGACUUACCCUGCAGAUGUCCUCGCUGUGGCGAGGGCAUCUUCAAGAUGAACAGCAACUGGAAGACCACCAAGGUGCUAGGAUUGCUGAUGUUAGCCAACUUCUUCAUCUACAUCGUGGUGGAAGUGUCCCGAAGCUACGGGCAGGGCCGAGGCUCGUACGGUCGAGGGAAACUGACGCCCAAAAAGUUCUGGAAGAAGCCGGAGCUCAACCUGGCGUUCUGGAAUCGCGAGCAGCAGCGUCUCGAUGACAUCUACUACCUACCUCUGUCAAACAGCAGCGAGACCCCUCAUGACUUUCAGGGAGUCCCGCGUUGGCUGAAUCUCAGCAGUCCCUGCCAGCCGGACCGCAAGGUGAAGACAGAGAUCGAAGACUUUAAGUCCCUACCGCAGCGAUUCCAGGACUUCUUGCUGUACAUGGGAUGCAGGUCGUACCCCUUGAUAACGGAGGCACGCAACGUGUGUUCAGAACCGCCGUACCUCUUGCUCGCAGUGAAGUCCAUCGCGCCACAUUUCGACCGACGGCAGGCCAUCCGAGAAUCGUGGGGGCGCGCCGGGAUCCUCGGCGGCCGGCGCAUCGCCACGGUGUUCCUGCUCGGCAGCACGGCAGCGACGGACCACUUCCCGAACUUGUCGGACAUGGUGAAGUACGAAGCGGCGCUGUAUGGCGACGUCCUGCAGUGGGAUUAUCGAGACUCGUUCUUCAACCUCACCCUAAAGGAAGUGCUCUUUCUGGAUUGGUUUGGGACUCAUUGCGCUUCUGCUAAGUAUGUUUUCAAAGGCGACGAUGACGUUUUCGUUAAUACGCGACAUAUGCUGGCUUACCUGGGCAACUUUACGGUGUCCAAGACACAGGACCUUUUCGUUGGUGAUGUGAUCACCAAUGCUGGACCCCACCGGAGCAGGCACCUCAAGUAUUAUAUCCCCGAGAGCGUGUUUCAGGGAGUUUACCCACCAUACGCCGGUGGAGGAGGCUACCUGUAUUCUGGGAACCUGGGGCUGCGUUUAAGAACGAUCUCGCGUCUGGUCACGCUGUACCCGAUAGACGACGUCUACACUGGCAUGUGCCUGAAGAGACUGGGGCUAGUUCCGGAGAAACACGUGGGAUUUAAGACCUUUGACAUUGAGGAGAAGCACAGAGAGAAUCCCUGUGCUUACAAAAGUCUUAUUCUGGUCCAUCCCAGGAGCCCUCAGGACAUGAUAAAGAUUUGGUCUUGGGUUAAUGACCCAGAAGCGAAAUGUUACAUUGCAGCUACACCGCAGGUGAAGGGUGCAAUGCGACGCAACAAAAGCAAAUAGAGCCCAAUCACAGUGACACUGAUGGCCUUUUCUAUGACUGACAUACAGCUAACAAAAAUGUAUUCCAAGAACGUAUUGCUAUCGUUCCCGUUGAAGGGUUAGUUCACACAAAAAUUAAAAUUAGGCUGUGUUUUACUCACUUAUGAGUAUGUGACUUUCUUCUUUCAGACUAAUCCAAUCUGAGUUGUCCUGGCACUUCUAAGCUCUAACAUUGCAGUAGGCGGAUGUUUCCUUUUCACAGUCUAAAACUUGUUAAACAAAGUGCACAUAAAUUUAAUAAACCGUCCGUCAGACAGCUCCUGGGUUGAAUAAAGGCCUCCUGUAGCAAAUCCAUGCGUUUUGUAAGAUAAAUAGCCAUAUUUAAAUACAUUUUUUGUAGUUUGCACACACUUUAUUAAACAUGUUUUAGACUGUUAAAGGGAACCACCCGCCUACUGCCGGGACAGUUUUUAAUAUAACUAACUAAUUUGUUUGAAAGAAGAAAGUCACAUACACCUAGGAUGCUUCGAAGAUAAGUAACAUAAUUUUUCAUUUUUGGGUGAACUAACCCUUGAAGUUAUAAAACAUCAUUUAACUUGGAUAUUAGCCGUUGGGAAGUAGUUAAUUAGUAGGGAAAUAAUAAAGUGCAGUAAAUGGUAAAACUGUUUGCGCUAAAACCAGAGUGUUCAAAAUUAAGAUAAUACAUUAAAAUAAUACGGUAAGAAACACCGGUUUACAAUAUCAAGUUGCACAACAAGCUGUUUUGUACAACUGAAAAUAGCUGGAAGCGAAAUAUACAUUUCAUUUCGAACAUUCCGCUAAAUUUAAACAUCAAAGGAAUGUUACUUUUGAAUGUUCUUUGAACAUUCCAAAACCAGUUGUACGAUUUAAAAAACAUUCCAAGUACUUGCAGUUUAAACAUUCCAGUAAAAAAGUGCAAUUAAUGAAAUAUUGUUUCUGUGCUAAUAUUUGGAGAACAUUAUUAAAGGCCAGAUAACUUUGAACAAAUGUUCCAUGAAUGUUUCUAGAAGAACAUUUGAGAGAACCUUGCUAGAACUUUCUGAGAGCGUUAGCUGGGUUCACAUACUUGCGCACCUUCUUUUACUUCGACGCAGCAAAUCACGAUUGUUUACUCAAAAUGAGUCAUUCAUGGUGCGCUAUGAUGCAUGUUGAAGUUAUAAAUCGGGGUGCAUUUUCAUAACAGAAAGAGCGAGUCUGAUGUGUAUUUUAUGUUUAUUUUUAACUUAUGUUUGUAUUCCUGUGUGGAAAACUAUAGCUGAGCCGUUUGACUUCUCUCGCAUUAAACCUCUAUAUUCUCAGGUA